This is a messenger RNA of Epinephelus fuscoguttatus (brown-marbled grouper), 2763 nucleotides long. It is a transcript of the gene gpaa1, whose product is annotated as glycosylphosphatidylinositol anchor attachment 1. NCBI's taxonomy places the organism in Eukaryota, Metazoa, Chordata, Actinopteri, Perciformes, Serranidae. The record is from RefSeq and is a predicted model, not a curated record. Bases 274 to 2121 code for a protein of 615 amino acids. Gene Ontology annotation, biological process: attachment of GPI anchor to protein. Gene Ontology annotation, cellular component: GPI-anchor transamidase complex; membrane. The transcript has 13 exons.
GGAGGAAUUUUCAAAAAAAAUUGUGCGAAAAUAUUUUUUUAAUUCUGCCACUAAAUAUUUACUAAUUUUAUUUUUUAAUGUAUUUUAUGCAUCCAUGUUUAUUUUAUUUCUUGGCCGGAAGUCGGUCCGCCGCAUUAACGUUCCCGCAGGAACAAGGAAAUUGAAACGGUUAGCAGCGGUUGCUGUUGAACAAGCUCCACCUCUGCAGGUGGAUGUGACCGGUUUUACAUUGGGAAAGAGGGUCCAGUCUGUCCAGAUUUUGUUCCAGAAAACAUGGGGCUACUGUCUGACCCAAACAGAAGACGGGCUCUGAUCAGCCUGCUAACCCGCCUCAAUGCCCCAAUCUGUGUGGUCUGCUACAUGGCGGGUGUAGCCUGGUUUAUGGGGCUGGCAUUUGAGCCGUUCACUCUGCGGACAUACAUGUCAGAAAAUGCCAUGGGGUCCACCAUGGUGGAGGAGCGCUUCCCAGCGGGGGAGAGGGCGCUGGCCACGGGCAGAGAGUUUGCAGCUCAUAAGAAGAAAGCAGGUGGGAUGCCAGUGGACUGGCUGGUGAAGACCAUGCAGGCUCGAGGGCUGGAGGUGUUUACCCAGAGGUUCUCUCGAACGCUGCCCUUCCCUGAUGAAAACAAAGAGAGAUAUAUGGUAGUAGGCACAAAUGUAUAUGGGAUCCUUCGGGCCCCAAGAGCUCCGCGCACUGAAGCCCUGGUGCUGAGUGCCCCGUGCUCCCCAGGCGAUAACAACAACCAGGCAGUGGGGCUGCUACUCGGCUUGGCACAGUACUUCAGGAGUCAGGUUUACUGGGCCAAGGACAUCAUCUUCCUCGUGAAUGAGCAUGAUCUGAUUGGUAUGCAGGCUUGGCUGGAGGGCUACCACCACACCAACACUACAGGUAUGGACUGGUCGCCACUUCAAGGCCGCGGUGGUUCAAUCCAGGCAGCUCUGUCCCUGGAGCUCAGCAGUGAUGUCAUCACAAGUUUGGAUUUAGUACUGGAAGGCCUCAAUGGCCAACUCCCCAACCUUGAUUUAGCCAACCUCUUCUAUGCCUUCUGUCAGAAGAUUGGAGUCCUUUGCACCACCCAGGGCAAGCUGCAGAGGAACGACUGGGACAGUGUGUCCGGUUAUAGCCAUGCAGUCCAGACCAUGAUGCUGAUGGUGCUGAAGCAGGCCAGUGGGCGACCCUGGGGGGAUCAUGGCCUUUUCCUGCGAUACCACAUUGAGGCUGCCACCAUCAAGGGCAUCAACAGUUUCCGUCAGUACAAGACUGACGCCACCACCAUUGGCAGACUCCUGGAGGGAAUGUACCGUAAGCUGAAUAACCUCUUAGAGCGCCUACACCAGUCCUACUUCUUCUACCUUAUGCCGUCUCUCUCGCACUUUGUCUCCAUUGGUUACUACAUGCCAGCCUUCGGCCUCCUCGCCGUCAUCCUGCUGCUUCGUGCCUUAGACCUGUGGGUUCAACUUGCGACGCCGCCACCAAGAACGGAAGAUGGAAUUGUUGACCUUGAGCAGAUGUCCAGUCCAGGGGUGCUGUCGGUGUUGACUCCUCUGGUGAUCAGCCAUCUGACUGGAGUAGCUCUGUACAGCCUGCCCAUUCGCUUUCAGGAGAUGGCUGUGGAACACUUCCCGGUGUCUGAGACCGAGGCCGUGGUCCUGACAGCUAUUGCUGUUUACACAGCAGGCCUGGCUCUGCCUCACAAUACACACAGGUUCCUGUCAGGUGAGGGGACGGAGCAGGGCUGGAAAGUGCUGAAGCUGGUUGCUGUGCUGUACCUGGCUGUGUUGCUGGGUUGCACCGCCCUCAUCAACUUCUCCCUGGGCUUCAUCCUGGCUCUCACUCUGGUGCCUGUGGCUGCCUUCGUCACACCCCACGUACCAAAGAUCUUAUCAGCCUUCGUCAUGGUCGUCCUCAGCCCAGCCUGCACGCUCCUCUUUUCUGUCUUUUUCUUCGAAGAGCUGCAGGAAAUGCCCAUCAGCUUCAUGGAGGGUUGGUUGCUCUACCUGUCAGUCAUCUCGCAAGGCAUCCUGGACCACUUCCUGUACGGCUCUCUGGUUUACCCACUCAUAGCUUUGCUGGUCUAUCCUUGCUGGCUGCUUUUCUGGAACAUCCUAUUCUGGAAGUAAAUGUCAAGUCAUGCAGGACUAAUGAAGGCCGCAAUGGGGAGAAAAAAAACCGCUGAGGUGUUCUCAGGUUUGUGGGAAAUGUGAAUGAUGGUUAAAUCCACUGGAGAGAUUGGAAAAAGAGAUAAGUAUCUAUGGUUGACUUGGAAAGAAUGCAGUAACUCCCUUUCUGGACAUUUUGUUGGUACUUCACUUUUAAAACAGUGGAGAAAAAUCAAGCCUCCUUGAUACACUAAGCAGAAUGGACUGUUUUGUACUGAACAUCUCACCUACAAAUGAAGUGGAAGAAGGGACGACCUUUUCACAAGUAGCCAUAAAUGUCAUGAUUCGGUUGCUUUUGGUAAAUAUUUUGUUUCAAAGAUUUCUUUGUGAAUUUCUGUUUGCGGUACAUAAAGAAAAUGACUGCACUGUUUUUAGCUCUUUGUGUUGUCAGCCUGGAUGGUAACAGAUGAAGAGACGGCCGUACCAACAUGGUUCGAACUAACAGAAAGGAAGACACUACCUGGUUGGUCGGUCGUCUGCCUCAUCUGCAUCUGUUGAGCAAGCUGUUAUUGCAUCUAAUAUUUUUAUACUUGUUUGACAACUUUCUUUUUAAACAUGUUUAUUUCAUAUUUAUAAAUGCCAAAUUAAAAGAUUGAAAAAGUU